Messenger RNA from Myodes glareolus (Bank vole), 684 nucleotides. Lineage: Eukaryota; Metazoa; Chordata; Mammalia; Rodentia; Cricetidae. The record is from RefSeq and is a predicted model, not a curated record.
UUCAGUUCUACCCAGGUCAGAUCCAAAUACUGGUGGUCCCAAGAAAUUCACUGAAGCAGACCAUUUUGAAAUAAAACAUUAAAAAAAGACAAAUCAAGAUGCUUUAGUAACCAUAUGUCCAACUCAAUCAACUUAAAUGAGUUUUAUUUACUUCCCACUAACAAGGAAAGCAUAAAGACAGAUGAACCAUCAAGUGAGGAGAGUGAUCUAGAAAUUGACAAUGAAGGUGUAAUUGAGCCAGACACUGAUGCCCCUCAAGAGAUGGGAGAUGAAAAUGGAGAGAUAACUGAGGAGAUGAUGGAUCAAGCAAAUGAAAAGAAGGGGGCUGCCAUUGAAGCCCUAAAUGAUGGUGAGCUGCAGAAAGCAAUUGACUUAUUCACUGAUGCCAUCAAACUAAAUCCUCGCUUGGCUAUUCUGUAUGCCAAGAGAGCCAGUGUGUUCAUCAAAUUACAGAAGCCAAAUGCUGCUAUCCGAGACUGUGACAGAGCCAUUGAAAUAAACCCUGAUUCAGCUCAGCCAUACAAGUGGCGAGGGAAAGCACACAGACUCUUGGGUCACUGGGAAGAAGCAGCUCAUGAUCUAGCCCUUGCCUGUAAACUGGAUUAUGACGAGGAUGCCAGUGCAAUGCUAAAAGAAGUUCAACCUCGGGCUCAAAAAAUUGCUGAACAUCGGCUUUUGUUUUAA